Molecule: messenger RNA, 507 nt
Organism: Pipistrellus nathusii (Nathusius's pipistrelle)
Lineage: Eukaryota; Metazoa; Chordata; Mammalia; Chiroptera; Vespertilionidae
Source: the annotation of a GenBank genome assembly
AUGUUCCAGAUCCCAGAGUUUGAGCAGAGUGAGCAGGAAGACUCCAGCCCUGCAGAUAGGGGCCUGGGCCCCAGCCCCGCAGGGGACCAGCCCUCAAGCCUCAACAAGCUCUGGACUACGGUCCCAGGUCUCCUGGGGGAAGCUGGUCACCAGCAGGGCCAGCCGGCCAGCAGCAGCCACCAUGGAGGCGCUGGGGCUAUGGAGCCGCGGAGUCGCCACAGCUCGUACCCCGAGGAAGAUGACGACACCGAGGAGGAGGAGCCCAGCCACUUCCGCGGCCGCUCGCGUUCAGCGCCCCCAAACCUCUGGGCAGCACAGCGCUACGGCCGCGAGCUCCGCAGGAUGAGCGACGAGUUCCACGGCUCCUCCUUUCUGGGACUCUCUCGCCCGAAGAGCGCAGGCACGGCGGUGCAGAUGCGGCAAAGCUCCGGCUGGACGCGCUUUUUCCAGUUCCAGUCCUGGUGGGGUCGGAACUCGGGGAGAGGAGGCUCCGCCUCCUCCCAAUGA